AUGUCCUCUACGCCCCUCUACACCAGCGACAAGCCCGUUUUUGACAAGGAGAAGAUCACCGUCAUCUUCGUCCUCGGCGGGCCUGGCGCUGGCAAGGGCACCCAGUGCGACCUUAUGGUUCGCGACUACGGCUUCAAGCACCUGUCCGCGGGUGACCUUCUCCGUGAGGAGCAGGACAGGCCCGGGUCUAAGUACGGUGACCUGAUCCGUGGGUGCAUCAAGGAGGGCCUCAUUGUGCCCCUCGAGGUCACCAUCAAGCUUAUUGAGAACGCCAUGACAGCGACGCUGGCAAACCCGCCUUCCGGGGAGGGUUGGGUCAACGGCAAGGGCCGCUUCUUGAUCGACGGCUUCCCGCGCAAGAUGGACCAGGCGCUUAUGUUCGACAAGGCGGUUGUCGACUCAUCGCUCGUCCUCUUCAUCAACACCACCGAGGAGGUCAUGCGUGACCGCAUCAAGGAGCGCUCCAAGACUUCUGGCCGCGCCGACGACAACGAGGAGUCGCUUAAGAAGCGCUUUGUGACAUACCGCGAGACUUCUUAUCCCGUCAUCGAAUACUACAUUGAGAAGGGCAAGUGUGUGGACAUCAACUCCACGCCCGCCGUCGAGGAAGUAUACACUCAGAUCAAGGAGACUCUGAAGGAGCGCAUGCCCUACCUCUGAUAGAGAACAACCCUAAUAGCUCACGGGGAUGCAUGAAGCAUUCUACCGGAUAUUGUGACAAUGCAAUGCUGAUAAUGUGUGAUUAAUCGAUGUCC
Cutaneotrichosporon oleaginosum is the source of this 755-nucleotide messenger RNA. RefSeq lists its product as uncharacterized. NCBI's taxonomy places the organism in Eukaryota, Fungi, Basidiomycota, Tremellomycetes, Trichosporonales, Trichosporonaceae. The record is from RefSeq and is a predicted model, not a curated record. Gene Ontology annotation, biological process: UDP biosynthetic process; 'de novo' pyrimidine nucleobase biosynthetic process; CDP biosynthetic process. Gene Ontology annotation, molecular function: UMP kinase activity; ATP binding. Gene Ontology annotation, cellular component: cytoplasm; nucleus.